This is a messenger RNA of Megalobrama amblycephala (Wuchang bream), 1437 nucleotides long. It is a transcript of the gene wsb2, whose product is annotated as WD repeat and SOCS box containing 2. The transcript has 9 exons. The record is from RefSeq and is a predicted model, not a curated record. Bases 91 to 1311 code for a protein of 406 amino acids. Gene Ontology annotation, molecular function: protein binding. Lineage: Eukaryota; Metazoa; Chordata; Actinopteri; Cypriniformes; Xenocyprididae. Gene Ontology annotation, biological process: intracellular signal transduction.
CGACAAUGGAGUCACGUGGUUCACCCACAGUCAAAUGAAUGCCUGUGUAGAGGUGAGGCGGCGACGGGGGUAAGGUGAUGUGAUAAGAAGAUGUGCACUUCGUUUCGAGGUUGUAUUGUCGAAGAACCGCAUGAUCUGAUCGCGGAGCUGAAACCCGCUCAUCACCCGCGUCUGUACGGCACUGCCGGCUGCGAGACAUGGAGCGUCCGCUUCUCCCCGGACGGAUCUUAUUUUGCUUGGUCGAUGGGAUACGGCAUCGUCAAACUCCUAUCCUGGCCGCUGACAUCCGAAGAUAGUGCUGAAGCUGGAUGCAGUGAAGAGAAGACGCUUAACUGCAGGCAGAUGGUGUGGGCACUGGCGUUUGGACCCUGCCAGUCUAUCCGUGUGGAUGUUUUACAUCAGAACGGACGUGACCAUGAACUACUGCUGGCCACUGGUCUGAACAACGGUGCAAUCCAAGUGUGGGUCGUCUCAACUGGAAAUCUGCGGUUUACUCUAACCGGACAUGAAGCUCCUGUCAGGGAUUUGGUCUUCACUCCAAAUGGAAGUCUCACGCUUGUAUCGGCCUCCCGAGACAAAACUUUAAGGAUAUGGGAUUUGGCAAAGAAAGGCACCAGUCCCCAUGUGCUGCGGGGUCCAAACUACUGGGUGUUCAGAUGUUCCAUAUCACCUGACAGCAGUGUGAUCGCCUCGGUUUGCAACCUUGACUCUAAGGUGUAUUUGUGGAGCUUGCGGUCCUACACCUUCAUGAGACACCUUACAUACGACCACGAGCGCACCAUGGCAUCAUGUGACUUUUCCCAGGACGGAGCUCUGCUCGCGGUCGCGUCGUACCAUUCCAGCACAGGCUGGUGGCUGGACCUGUGGGACCCGUACACAGCAGCUCACCUGACUAGAGUAGAAGACUGUGAGGUGUGUGCUUACAGAAGUGACAAUUUACUGACAUCUCUGAGUUUCUCUCCUGUUGGCCUGCUGCUAGCUUUCAAAGACUACAGGGCGUUACAGAUCUGGGAUGUGGAACGAGAUAAACUAGUCGCUGACACCGAUCACGGCCGCACUGGUGGUGUGUGCUGUGCUUUCCAUCCACACGGGGGCGUCAUUGCUACAGGGUGCAGAGAUGGACAAGUAAAAUUCUGGAGAGUUCCUCGUCUUGUUCCAAGCCUUAGGCAUCUGUGCAGGGUUGCUCUGAGAUUCUCGGUUUCAACCUAUCAGGUGGAGGCUCUUCCCUUGCCCAAAAAAAUCCUGGAAUACCUUACAUACAGGGACGUUCCAAAGCAAAAGAUCAUAUAUUGUAAAGAACACUGCAGUUGACUGAAAACAAGUAAUGUUUGUGGGUCAGACUUUGCUUUAGAUGUUGCAUAAUUUUCUAAGAUGCCUAAUUUCCCCAGACAGUUAUGCUUUCAAAACAAAAAUAUAUUAAAUUAUGAUGCUGUACUU